This is a messenger RNA of Penicillium canariense, 792 nucleotides long. RefSeq lists its product as uncharacterized. Bases 1 to 792 code for a protein of 263 amino acids. NCBI's taxonomy places the organism in Eukaryota, Fungi, Ascomycota, Eurotiomycetes, Eurotiales, Aspergillaceae. The transcript has 2 exons. The record is from RefSeq and is a predicted model, not a curated record.
AUGGUCGCAAUAAUACCUCUCCUUCUGGCUUUAAUCCCAUCAACUACGGCAAACUGUUAUUGGCCCAACGGCGGUGUUGCUGGAAACUACGUUACCUGUCCUAAUAGCAAGGUCUGCUGUCUCAAAGGCGAGGCUUGUCUCUCAAACGGGUUCUGUUACGCUGCAAGAUACAACGUUGCAUAUCGCGGUGCCUGCACCGAUACAUCGUGGCCGAUUGCCGAAUGCCCUCGAGCAUGUUAUGACACAAUCACAGACCAGUGGGCUAAUCUCUUGACAUGCUCCGGUACCGCGAGAGGCAACUUUACGUGCAGUAAAGCCGUCGACGGCAAAACUGCCUGCGAACAAAAUGUGGAAACAUGGAUGUGGGAGGGAGACUCUGGUGUGAAUGUGACCGCCGCCCAGGAUGGUCUCUCGUCAACUUCGUCCACGGCAUCAUCGAGCGCGACCUCCAGCUCACCAUCCGCUACGCUCGCGUCGCUUUCAUCCGCAAAUACCUCGGCAUCCGCCGCGGAGAAAUCGUCUUCGGGUACAUCAAGCAGCUCAGCGAUUGCCCUCGGGGCGGGAUUGGGUGCGGGCCUAGGCGUGCCUCUGGUACUUGCUAUGGCACUUCUAGUAUAUUUCUGCAUUCGAAUGCGACGUCGAUCCUGCGUCACUAGUCACAUCCAAGACACCAAUUGGACGGCAAAUGGGCAUUAUUUGGGCCCAGUAAUAACUACCCGGGAGGCGCCGCGUGAGCCCUUCGAGCUGGUGGGCUCAAAACACGAUCGAGAUCGCUCCGAACUACAUGGAUAA